AUGAAAUCACUCCCCAGAUCAAUAUCGAGUCGAUCUAAUUCAACUUCAGCCAACGAUGAUAAUCAUCAAUCAACCUCUAAGGUAGGUAGAUCAUCAUCAUUCUCAACAUCAUCAACAAGCACAACCACAAGCACAAGCACGAGUAACGCAGUACCUGUAUUACCCCCCGUCAUAACGGGAGUUUCAUUAUCUUCGAUAUCAGAAACGACUCGAUCAAUACCUAUACCAUUACCAAACACGAUUAGAAGAUCAUCAGAACCUGUUCAAGUUGAAAGAUGGGCUAGACCCACUCUACCAAGUUACGCAGUUUCUAGAUCUAGAGUAGUACCACCUAUAUCAAUCAACAAUACCAAUAACAGUAACAAUGCACCUUUACCAGACUAUGAAUAUGCCAUCUCACCGGAAAGUACCAAUAUCAGUAUAAGCGCUAGUGCGGUGAGAGAUCAAUCAAGAGGAACGGAGAGAUUCAUGCAAGAUGCCGUCAGGGAAUACUUUGGAACCUCACAUACAUCAAUUAGACCCAUGGAUCAAUCAUCAUUGGAAAUCGAUACAUCAGAAGAGAAUGGCGCUUCAGUCGAGAACGGACAUGGGAACGAAAACGGUGGAAAUCGCAACAGUACCAGUAACAGUAACGAAGAAGCAAUAGAAGAAGAGGAAGAAGAUGAAACAGUAAAUGUUGAUGAUGGUUAUGAUGAUGACGAUGAUGAUCCACUCAUUCCUAGAAGAAGGAUAUUUGGUCAAGCACCUCAACCAGCUAGAAGAAACACGUUCACAGUUCAAGAUCAUUCAUAUUUGCGUCCUGAUCUAUCAAACCAAUUAAGUAGCUCACUAGGUAACGGAGAAGGUUAUAUUGAUUUACCUAUACCUACGAGUGAACCACCUAUAUAUUCACCUUCUUUGGGAAGGGAUGAAUUACGUCUAAUAUCGACAGUACAUUUAUCAUCUGAUCAUCCUGCGGCUGCGUAUUUCAACGCUAUAGCUCAAUCUCCACCACCACCCGCAGGACCACCGAUCGGAGCAGCAACGGUGAUCAAUGCGAUUAGAGGAAUCGGGAGCGGAUCUGGAACUGGAACUAUCAAUACUAGUACAGGUGGAAAGAAAUUGAAAAUGACCAUAACAAGAGGUGGAAUAAGGAUGAACGCGAAUGGCACAGGACCGUUAUACAUCAGAUUACCAAGAGAAGGUUGGGUGGAAGGUACAGUGGAAGUUGGUAAAGUCGAUAGAGCCAUAGGAUUAGAGAUCUCCAUCAUUGGUAUGAUCAAUGUAUCAUAUUACGUUCGAGGACAAUAUACCGUUUUAGAUACGCUUCCAUUAGCAAGGAAUAAAGCACAACUUUUCCCUCCCGAGGAAUCCCUUUUGUCAUCUGGUCCUUCCGGGCAACCAGCCAAUCAAGAAACUCAAGAAACAGCUCAAUCAUCAUCCGCGCCCCAUGUCGCAUCAACAAGUUCAGCUGAACAACCCAAAACGAAAGAUGGACAACCACUCAUUACACCAAAUUCCUCAUUCGAAUUCUCGUUGCAAAUGCCAAGCACCCAUUUCAAAGAUUCGAAUGGCGAAUUGCCGCCAACAUGUGAUUUGCAACAAUUGGGAAUGCAAGCUAGUGUUGAUUACGUGUUAAGAGUGAAGUUGGUCAGAAAGGGUCUGAGGUUUAACGAAACUUUGACCGUACCAAUAGUGUAUCAACCGAGAGCGUAUAUUCCACCUCGACGAUUGAGAGCACUGACAUUGGAUGACCCAUUAAAUCCAGGAUGGAGAACAAUUCAACUGAGUGGUGGUAAACCGAAAACCAAAACCAACCUGCCUAAUCCAGUAGGUACGACAGGACCAGGUGUUGAUGUAACGCUAUUGCUACCUUCACCACCAAUCUUAUUCAUACCGAAUCAAGGCGAAUUACCUAAAUUCCCGUUCCACCUACAUUUCCAUUCCACCUUACCACAUCCUUUAUCGACUUUUUCUAAUCCAAUGGAUAGUCGAUUUGUCAUUCGUUUAACAAGAGUAUUGAUUUUUAGAAUCGGGAUUGAGAAGGAAGUUAGAAGAAUUGAAAUUCCGACUGAAGUUGAAAUUUGGCAAGAAGGUGGUGAAAGAAUUACAUUGAGUUCGAUCGGUGAAAAUACAUCAGAUAUGAGAAGAGGUUCGACGGUAUCUGGUCCUGUCCAAACAGCUACGGCAUCAGGUUCCGGAUCCGGAGGAGACGGAUUAAGCUCAAGUCUCCCUUCUACUGUGAAUACACCAACGGGAACCACUGAAAAUGGUGGAUCUGGGGGAGCAGGCGGACCAUUGAGAAGGUUAUCUUCUGCUGGAUCAGGGUUAGCUGAAUCACCCAGAAGGAAAUCCUUUCUCAGUGACAGAAGAGGAUCAUUCAGUCUAUUAAGAAGAAAUUCAACUUCAACUUCAAAUGCAAAUCAACAAACUCCUAAUCCAUCUGGAUCUGGAUCAGGAUCAGGGGUGUUAUCACCUCCAUCAAACAAUAUAUCUCUACCUCCGAUCAUAGAUGAAGAUCACCAAAGUCCAAUACAGAGUAGACCAGAGAUGUCAACUUCGCCAACUUCAGCAUCUGUAUUACCUAUCAACAUGGAUUCAACAGAUGUUCAUUUACAAGGUUCCAUGUCAAUCAAAACAUGUUCAAAUUCACAUGCAGACGUUUUGAGAAGACUGAUCCAGAGUUUCAUUGUUCCUGAAAUGACUCUAACAUAUGUAUUGGAAAUUGGAAUUGAACCGAAGAAAGGGGCUGUAAAAGAGAAUUUCCAGCAUAUUUGGGGAGGUGGUGUUGUGGAGGUCGUACUUGGCAGAAGGGAGUAA
Kwoniella shivajii is the source of this 2799-nucleotide messenger RNA. RefSeq lists its product as uncharacterized. The record is from RefSeq and is a predicted model, not a curated record. Bases 1 to 2799 code for a protein of 932 amino acids. The transcript is spliced from 4 exons. NCBI's taxonomy places the organism in Eukaryota, Fungi, Basidiomycota, Tremellomycetes, Tremellales, Cryptococcaceae.